UUUUUUUUCCCUGUGUGUGUGAUUGUGUAUGUGUGUGCGUGUGUGUGUGCGUUGGGUGGAGUCAACCCGGAAUUCUCUAAAUUGGAAAUCCGCUUGCACAUUUCAGGAGCAUCAUGAAGGACGGAAUCGCCAACAACAGCACGGCCAGCAUCUCCCAUGCCAGGAAAGCUGUGGAGCAGCUGAAGAUGGAGGCCUGCAUGGAUAGGAUAAAGGUGUCCAAAGCAGCUGCCGACCUGAUGGCGUACUGUGAAGCCCACAUACGCGAGGAUCCCCUCAUCGUGCCCGUCCCCGCCUCAGAGAACCCUUUCCGGGAGAAGAAGUUCUUCUGCACCAUCCUCUGA
Pleuronectes platessa (European plaice) is the source of this 341-nucleotide messenger RNA. Its product is annotated as guanine nucleotide-binding protein G(I)/G(S)/G(O) subunit gamma-4. Gene Ontology annotation, biological process: G protein-coupled receptor signaling pathway. Gene Ontology annotation, cellular component: heterotrimeric G-protein complex. Gene Ontology annotation, molecular function: G-protein beta-subunit binding. The transcript is spliced from 3 exons. NCBI's taxonomy places the organism in Eukaryota, Metazoa, Chordata, Actinopteri, Pleuronectiformes, Pleuronectidae. The coding region runs from base 114 to 341 and encodes 75 amino acids. The record is from RefSeq and is a predicted model, not a curated record.